Molecule: messenger RNA, 2114 nt
Organism: Jaculus jaculus (lesser Egyptian jerboa)
Lineage: Eukaryota; Metazoa; Chordata; Mammalia; Rodentia; Dipodidae
Gene: Chat
Product: choline O-acetyltransferase
Exons: 15
Coding region: 165-2102 (645 amino acids)
Biological process (GO): acetylcholine biosynthetic process; neuromuscular synaptic transmission
Cellular component (GO): cytoplasm; neuron projection
Molecular function (GO): choline O-acetyltransferase activity
Source: RefSeq, a predicted model, not a curated record
GCGGAGUGCCCGAUCCUUUCGUGGCUAACGCCCCUCCCUUGGUCCCUUCGGGCUCACGUCGUCGUCGUCCCCAGUCCUGCUUGGCGCGGAGCGGAGCGGCCGAGGCAGAAGCACCCAGGAGAGCAGGUCUACGCUUGUGCUACACCAGAGCAGAAAUCAUUAAGAUGCCUGUUCUGGAAAAGGGACCCUGUAAGAAGUCUGUAAAAACUCCCGGCAGUGAGGAUGAGCCUGUCUUGCCCAAAUUGCCUGUGCCCCCAUUGCAGCAAACACUGGCCACUUACCUGCAGUGCAUGCAGCACCUGGUACCAGAGGAACAGUUCAACAAGAGUCGGGCCAUUGUGCAGAGGUUUGGAGCUCCUGGUGGUCUUGGUGAGAUUCUACAGCAGAAACUUCUGGAGCGGCAGGAGAGGACAGCCAACUGGGUGUCUGAGUACUGGCUGAAUGAUAUGUAUCUCAAUAACCGCCUGGCCCUGCCGGUCAACUCCAGCCCUGCUGUGAUCUUUGCUCGGCAGCACUUCCAAGACACCAAUGACCAGCUAAGAUUUGCAGCCAGCCUCAUCUCUGGGGUGCUCAGCUACAAGGCUCUGCUGGACAGCCACUCCAUCCCCACUGACUCCGCUAAGGGCCAGCUCUCGGGGCAACCCCUCUGCAUGAAGCAGUACUGCAGGCUCUUCUCCUCCUACCGGCUCCCUGGCCACACUCAGGACACACUGGUGGCCCAGAAGGGCAGCAUCAUGCCGGAGCCUGAGCAUGUCAUUGUGGUCUGCUGCAACCAGUUCUUUGUCUUGGAUGUUGUCAUUAAUUUCCGCCGUCUCAGUGAGGGUGACCUAUUCACUCAGUUGAGAAAGAUAGUCAAAAUGGCGUCCAACGAGGAUGAACGCUUGCCUCCAAUCGGCCUGCUGACAUCAGACGGGAGGAGCGAGUGGGCCGAGGCCAGGACGGUGCUCAUGCAAGAUUCCACCAACCGGGACUCGCUGGACAUGAUUGAGCGCUGCAUCUGCCUGGUGUGCCUGGACGCCCCAGGCUCUGGUGACCUCAGUGACACCCACAGGGCACUCCAGCUCCUUCAUGGUGGAGGGUGCAGCAAGAACGGGGCAAACCGCUGGUACGACAAGUCCUUGCAGUUCGUGGUGGGCCGAGAUGGCACCUGUGGCGUGGUGUGUGAGCACUCUCCAUUCGAUGGCAUCGUCUUGGUGCAGUGCACGGAGCACCUGCUGAAACACCUGAUGAAGAGCAGCAAGAAGCUGGUCCGAGCUGACUCAGUCAGUGAGCUGCCCGCCCCCCGGAGGCUGAGGUGGAAAUGCUCGCCAGAAAUUCAAGGCCACCUAGCUUCCUCGGCAGAAAAACUUCAACGAAUAGUAAAAAAUCUCGAUUUCGUUGUUUAUAAGUUUGAGAACUAUGGGAAAGCGUUCAUUAAGAAGCAGAAAUACAGCCCUGAUGCCUUCAUCCAGGUGGCCCUCCAGCUGGCCUUCUACAGGCUGUACCAGAGACUGGUACCCACCUACGAGAGCGCAUCCAUCCGCCGAUUCCAGGAAGGCCGCGUGGACAACAUCAGAUCAGCCACUUCGGCCGCUCUGGCUUUUGUGCAAGCCGUGACUGACCGCAAGGCUACCGUGCUGGCUUCUGAGAAGCUGCGGCUCCUGCAGGCCGCCAUCCAAGCCCAGACCGAGUUCACAGUCAUGGCCAUCACAGGGAUGGCCAUCGACAACCACCUGUUAGCACUGCGGGAGCUGGCCCGCGACCUGUGCAAGGAGCUUCCUGAGAUGUUCACGGAUGAAACGUACCUGAUGAGCAACCACUUCAUCCUCUCCACCAGCCAGGUGCCCACAACCAUGGAGAUGUUCUGCUGUUAUGGUCCUGUGGUCCCCAACGGGUACGGCGCCUGCUACAACCCCCAGCCCGAGACCAUCCUGUUCUGCAUCUCCAGCUUUCACAGCUGCCCGGAGACCUCUUCCGCGGGGUUCGCCGAUGCCGUGGCAGCGAGUCUCGUUGACAUGAGAGACCUCUGCUCUGUACCGCAACCUACUGAGGGCACGCCGUUGGCAACAGAUGCCAAGGCCAGGGGUCCGAGCAGGGCUUCUAAUCUUGACUCCUGCCACUAGGUGCCAGCUCUU